AUGAAGCCCUAUGAAUGCUUAGAGUGCGGGAAGAGCUUCAGUUGGAGUUCAAGACUUGAUGCCCAUCACAGGAUCCACACAGGCGAAAAGCCCUAUGAAUGCUUAGAGUGCGGGAAGAGUUUCAGUCAGAGCUCAAACCUUAACGCCCAUCAGAGGAUCCACACUGGUGAGAAGCCUUAUAAAUGCUUAGAGUGCGGGAAGACUUUCAAUCAGAGAUCAAGCCUUGACACCCAUCACAGGAUCCACACUGGAGAGAAGCCUUAUAAAUGCUUAGAGUGUGGGAAGAGUUUCAGGUACAGCUCACACCUUUACACCCAUCAUAGGACCCACACAGGAGAGAACCCUUAUAAAUGCUUAGAGUGUGGGAAGAGUUUUAGCAACAGCUCAGCCCUUAACAGGCAUCACAGGAUCCACACAGGCAAGAAGCCCUAUAAAUGCUUAGAGUGUGGGAAGAGUUUCAGUCAGACUUCAAACCUUAACACACAUCACAGGACCCACAAAGGAGAGAAGCCCUAUAAAUGCUUAGAGUGUGGGAAGAGUUUCAGGUACAGCUCAGCCCUUAACACACAUCACAGGACCCACAAAGGAGAGAAGCCCUAUAAAUGCUUAGAGUGUGGGAAGAGUUUCAGGUACAGCUCAGCCCUUAACACACAUCACAGGAUCCACACUGGUGAGUACCCUUAUAAAUGCUUAGAGUGUGGGAAGAGUUUCAACAACAGCUCAGCCCUUAACAGGCAUCACAGGAUCCACACAGGCAAGAAGCCCUAUAAAUGCUUAGAGUGUGGGAAGAGUUUCAGGUACAGCUCAGCCCUUAACACACAUCACAGGAUCCACACUGGUGAGUACCCUUAUAAAUGCUUAGAGUGUGGGAAGAGUUUCAACAACAGCUCAGUCCUUAACAGGCAUCACAGGAUCCACACAGGCAAGAAGCCCUAUAAAUGCUUAGAGUGUGGGAAGAGUUUCAGGCAGCGCUCAGCCCUUAACACACAUCACAGGAUCCACACAGGAGAGAAGCCCUAUAAAUGCUUAGAGUGCGGGAAGAGUUUCAACAACAGCUCAGCCCUUAACAGGCAUCACAGGAUCCACACAGGAGAGAAGCCCUAUAAAUGCUUAGAAUACGGGAAGAGUUUCAGUCAGAGCUCAAACCUUAACACCCAUCAGAGGAUCCACACUGGUGAGAAGCCUUAUAAAUGCUUAGAGUGCGGGAAGACUUUCAAUCAGAGUUCAAGCCUUGACACCCAUCACAGGAUCCACACUGGAGAGAAGCCUUAUAAAUGCUUAGAGUGUGGGAAGAGUUUCAGCAAGAGCUCAGUACUUAACAUGCAUCACAGGAUCCACACUGGAGAGAAGCCUUAUAAAUGCUUAGAGUGCGGGAAGACUUUCAAUCAGAGCUCAAACCUUGACACCCAUCACCGGAUCCACACAGGAGAGAACCCUUAUAAAUGCUUAGAGUGUGGGAAGAGUUUCAGGCAGCGCUCAACCCUUAACAGGCAUCACAGGAUCCACACAGGCAAGAAGCCCUAUAAAUGCUUAGAGUGUGGGAAGAGUUUCAGGCAGCGCUCAGCCCUUAACACACAUCACAGGAUCCACACAGGAGAGAAGCCCUAUAAAUGCUUAGAGUGCGGGAAGAGUUUCAACAACAGCUCAGCCGUUAACAGGCAUUACAGGAUCCACACAGGCAAGAAGCCCUAUAAAUGCUUAGAAUGCGGGAAGAGUUUCAGGGGAGCCUCAAAAUUGUUGCUGCAUGAACGAAUUCACACAGGCAUGAAGCCCUAUGAAUGCUUAGAGUGCGGGAAGACUUUCAGUCGGAGCUCAGCCCUUAACACGCAUCACAGGAUCCACACAGGCGAAAAGCCCUAUAAAUGCUUAGAGUGCGGGAAGAGUUUCAGUCAGAGUUCAGGCCUUGACGCCCAUCACAGGAUCCACACAGGCGAGAAGCCUUAUAAAUGCUUAGAGUGCGGGAAGAGUUUCAGUACAAGCUCAUACCUUAACUCCCAUCACAGGAUCCACACAGGAGAGAAGCCUUAUAAAUGCUUAGAGUGCGGGAAGAGUUUCAGUACAAGCUCAUACCUUAACUCCCAUCACAGGAUCCACACAGGCGAGAAGCCUUAUAAAUGCUUAGAGUGUGGGAAGAGUUUUAUUGAUAGAAAUAGUCUUAAAAUACAUCACAGGAUCCACACAGGAGAGAAGCCUUAUAAAUGCUUAGAGUGUGGGAAGAGUUUCAGCAAGAGCUCAGCCCUUAACACGCAUCACAGGAUUCACACAGGCAAGAAGCCUUAUAAAUGCUUAGAGUGCGGAAAGAGUUUCAGUCAGAGUUCAGGCCUUGACGCCCAUCACAGGAGCCACACAGGCAAGAAGACUUGUAAAUGCUUAGAGUGUGGGAAGAGUUUCACUGGUAGAAAUAGCCUUAAAAUGCAUCACAGGAUCCACACUGGUGAGAAGCCUUAUAAAUGCUUUGAGUGUGGGAAGAGUUUUAGAAAAAGCUCAGCCCUUGACGCCCAUCACAGGAUCCACACAGGGGUGAAGCCCUAUGAAUGCUUAGAGUGUGGGAAGAGUUUUUCUGGUAGAAAUAGCCUUAAAAUACAUCACAGGAUCCACACUGGUGAGAAGCCUUAUAAAUGCUUAGAGUGUGGGAAGAGUUUCAGCAACAGCUCAGCCGUUAAUACGCAUCACAAGAGCCACAAAGGCGAGAAGACUUAUAAAUGCUUAGAGUGCGAGAAGAGUUUCAGGUACAGCUCAAACCUUGACACCCAUCACAGGAUCCACACAGGUGAGAAGCCUUAUAAAUGCUUAGAGUGCGGGAAGGGUUUCAGUCAGAGUUCAGGCCUUAACAAGCAUCACAGGAUUCACACAGGAGAGAAGCCCUAUAAAUGUUUAGAGUGCGGGCAGAGUUUCAGUCAGAGCUCACACCUUGACACCCAUCACAGGAUCCACACAGGAGAGAAGCCCUAUAAAUGCUUAGAUUGCGGGCAGAGUUUCAGUCACAGCUCAAACCUUAACACCCAUCGCAGGAUCCACACAGGAGAGAAGCCUUAUAAAUGCUCAGAGUGUGGGAAGACUUUCAGUGAUAGUUCAGCCCUUAACAUCCAUCACAGGAUCCACACUGGAGAGAAGCCUUAUAAAUGCUUAGAGUGUGGGAAGAGUUUCACUACAAAUUCAAGCCUUGACACCCAUCAGAGGAUCCACACUGGUGAGAAGCCUUAUAAAUGCUUAGAGUGCGGGAAGAGUUUCAGUCGGAACUCAACCCUUCACACCCAUCACAGGAUCCACACAGGUGAGAAGCCCAUAAAUGUUUAGAAUGCGGAAUGAGCUUCAAUGAACAUACAACAUUUAGAAGACAUUAAAGUAUUCCCACUGGUGAGAAUCUUAUAAAUGCUUAGAGUGCAAAAAGAGCUUCAUUCACCGUAGAAACUUUAUUGUUGUGGUUUAUUUGUUCAGUCGCUUCCGACUCUUCGUGACUUCAUUGACCAGCCCACGCCAGAGCUUUCUUUCGGCUAUCGCCACCCCUAGCUCCCCCAAGGACUUUAAACAGCAUCAAAGAAUCCACUAAAGGGUGAAAUCCUUUAAAUACAAUUCUUAGCAUCCUGGAAGAACUUCCAACAUUAUAAGUACCUGAAAUCACAUCAAAGAACAGCCACAGGAAGGAUUUUUUUCAAUCCCAGCCGUUUCCGGAAAGAAGGAAGAUCUUCAAAUGGAGGAGAGCCAUUCCUUUUAAAAGAAGCAAGCCCAGGAGGAAAGACCUUGAAUUAAAAACAAAUAUCCAUGCCACGUUCAGCCGAACAGAUCUGUCGAGGGCUUCUCAGCUUCACUGAGCCACCAGUGUGUUGGGAAAUGAGAGCUGUUAAGGGCCGGGCAGAGGAGUUAUUUUGGCCUUCUGUGUGCCGUAUGGUGUCCUGCGCUGUGGUCAUUUCCAGAUUCCCAAAGACCUUGGAGGGCGGUCAGGGGCAGAGCGGUGGAGCUACACCGCAGAGGUGUCUUUUCUCCUGGACAGGCGCGUGCAGUCUGUGCAAGCGAAGCUGCUCUUUUUUGUUACAAGCGGUGGACUCCGUAGCCCCAAAGGCCUCGUCUCUUGGCACCAUCAUGCAAGUUCCUGGGAACGUUGUACGAAAUAUGCCUGGAACUGUAGCAAACUCACCCUGCUGAUCACUGCAAGAAAUAUGUGUAUGUGCUGAGCCAGAAGCCUUCCCUGAUGCUCCUGCCUGAUUAGGAAAAUGAUCAAUUGGUUUCCAGGUUUGAGCAGAAGUGGACUCGGUUUCGUCCACACCGCCCACAUUGAACGAUAAAGAGCUGACUAAAGCACCCUCUCUGGGACAGGGAUGGCUUGGCCACAGAGGUGCAGGCGCUACGAACCUCAAGGCUGGAUGACUGCAAUGUGUUCCAUCUGGGGCUGCCCUUAAGGCUGCUCCGGACGCUGGAGCCAGUUCAGAACGCAGCAGCUCGGCUGUUGUCUGGGGUUGACCCUAUUCGGCACGUAACUCCUUUGCUGAAGGGACUGUACUGGCUCCGUAUCGGCUACAGGGCCUGGUUUAAGAGGGGAGUGUACAAAGCUCUAAACAGUUUGGGAUCAGGAUACAUGAAAAAGC
Molecule: messenger RNA, 4583 nt
Organism: Elgaria multicarinata webbii
Lineage: Eukaryota; Metazoa; Chordata; Lepidosauria; Squamata; Anguidae
Product: zinc finger protein 208-like
Exons: 4
Coding region: 1-3297 (1098 amino acids)
Source: RefSeq, a predicted model, not a curated record